Ricinus communis (castor bean) is the source of this 965-nucleotide messenger RNA. RefSeq names its product CRIB domain-containing protein RIC4. The record is from RefSeq and is a predicted model, not a curated record. NCBI's taxonomy places the organism in Eukaryota, Viridiplantae, Streptophyta, Magnoliopsida, Malpighiales, Euphorbiaceae. The transcript has 3 exons. Bases 361 to 885 code for a protein of 174 amino acids.
ACACACGUCCAAACAUACCCAUCACUUGUAAUGUAAACACAAAUGUCUUUAUCUUUCUUUCUUUCUUUCUCUCUACCAAACGAAAGCUCAUUCUGUAGCUUGACUUGUUGUACGUGAAAUUAUAAUAACUUUGUUAUAAAGCCAGCAGCAGCACCACCACCACCACCAUACCCAAUAUAACAAACCCAUUUUCAAGUUCUAUAAACUUAUAGCUAGGGUUGUUUUUCUUUUUUCUUUUUUCCUAUAUUCUCAUCAACCACCAAGCUAGCUAGCUAUAUUCUUUCUUUUUGUCUGUCUCUCAGUCCACUUCACAUAUACUUUUAUUAUUUUCUUUUGCUUAUUUGGAUUGUUGAUGAAGAAAUGAGAGAUAGAAUGGAAAGGCUUGUUCUUCUUCCUUUUUCCAUUGGUUGCGUCUCUGAAUCAAGUGUGGCUAUAGGUCAUCAUGUACACCAUCCAAGAGGAUCCAAACCACCUCCUGAUUCUAACCCAUCUCCCAUAAUAAGAACAAAAGAAGAAGAUGAGGAAAGUUUAUCAAGUACCGAAAGUAUGAAGAAUGCAAUGAAAGUCUUUGCUCUUUCCAAGCCUAACAUAUCAAAUCGAUUUCACAGGAUAGUCAAGGGUUUCAAGACCUUCUCUCAAUUAUUUGUGUAUGAAGAAGAAAUUGAAGAAUUGGAAAUGGAAAUAGGGCUUCCAACAGAUGUGAAGCAUGUGACACACAUAGGAUGGGAUGGAUCAGCAAAUACCAAUCCAAUUCAAGGAUGGGAAAAUCUCAUUUCUCCUGAAUUACUCACUCUUCAGCCUCCUAAUUCUUUAAGGCAAUUUGAGCUUUCAAUGGCUGCACAAACUGAUCAUCAUUCACCUCUUCUUAGGCCUUCUUCUGCUUAAUAAUUAGUCUGUCUGACUGUCUCUCUCUCUCUCUCCAUGUGUAUGUUGAUCAUAUAUAUAUAAAAACUUUGUUGAUCAAA